Salvia miltiorrhiza (redroot sage) is the source of this 603-nucleotide messenger RNA. RefSeq lists its product as uncharacterized. Lineage: Eukaryota; Viridiplantae; Streptophyta; Magnoliopsida; Lamiales; Lamiaceae. The coding region runs from base 1 to 603 and encodes 200 amino acids. The transcript has a single exon. The record is from RefSeq and is a predicted model, not a curated record.
AUGGAGAUGCUGAAAUUGGGGAAUUUGAACAAAAUCAGCCUCGCCGCCAAAUGGUGCCCCUCUCUGGAUUCGUCGUUCGACAAAAUAACCCUGUUGUGUGAAACCAUAGCGAAGAAGGUGUUUCCGAGAGCGGAAUAUGCAGAGUAUGAAGGCGUGGAGGAGGCGCAUUACGCGUAUCGCGUGAGGGAUAGGCUGAGGAAGGAGGUGCUGGUGCCGCUGCAGAAGGCACUGGAGCUGCCGGAGGUGUAUAUCAGCGCCAAUGAUUGGGGAUCUCUGCCUUACAAAAGAGUGGCGUCUGUGGCAAUGAAAACAUACAAGAGUAAAUUCUUCAAGCACGAUGAAGAAAGGUUCAAUGAGUAUCUAGAGAAAGUGAAGUCCGGCAAAGCCAAGAUCGCUGCAGGCGCAUUGCUUCCUCAUGAGAUAAUCGCGUCGUUGAAUGACGAAGACGGCGGUGAAGUCGCGGAGCUUCAGUGGAAGAGAAUGGUGGAGGACAUGGCCAAGGCGAAAAAAAAAAAAAUUGAAGACGGCGUUAAACGCCCGUUCAAGGCUUUGGACUUAAUUGCACCCUUCUUCCGGGACUUUGGGGAGGUCAACGCGCUUUGA